GCGGAGGCGAAAAAUAAUAAUUACUGGAGACUUGCGUUCAGCUUGCGUUACUUCUGGAUUCUGGAAGAUAUAACGAUAAGAGAAUACAGUGUUACAGGCUUGAUAUACUUUCCAUUUUUAAGCGGGCUGCUGAUACUUAACUUGUUAAUGGUCGCUGAAAGCCACCCUCUGACCUUGCCAGGAUCAAGAUUGCGGCAAUAAUGGCAUCAGCAAGUGGCGGAGUCGAAUGGAAUUCUAUCGUAAAACCGAUUUUAGCUGCAUCCUAUGGAUCUUUUAAUAAAAAUGACCUACCUGAAUUCAUAAGAUCAGUCAUUAAAAGUGAGGAUGACAUCAUUAACCACGGCGCCGAGUACGACACGUUCUACUCGACGUUUGCGCUGCUGGCGGCCGACUACAUCGCUCAGAAUGCCGCUGACCUGCUACCCAGUCAGAUGGGAGGCGCCUGCGCGGCGGCGCGUAUCCUGGGCGCGCACAUGCUGCGCAGCCUGUCGGGCGGUAGCCGUCAGACGUCUCCGCUGUCGCGCGGCCAGCUGAUGGACGGCCUGCGGCUGCUCUGCCAGGGCGGCGGUCUCGAGCACUCGGACCACGUCACGCUGGUGGCCGCCAUGAAGAUGGCCAAGCUGCCGCCGCACAUCCGCACCAGCGUGCCAGCGGAGAAGGAGAACGCUGCCAAGACGGAGCCGAAGCGGACGCGCGUGGACCCGUCGGCGGCGCUGCUGGACCACCUGUCGGCGCCCAUGUACAACCUGGCCAGCGGCGGCGAGUCAAACGAAGCCACCGACGGCGCCACCUCCGGCCAGAAGGUCAAGAGUCUGUUCUGUGAGCGCAACAUCAGCGCGCUGCAGCUGCUGGGCGCCGGAGACGUGCUGGUGGACAUGUGCUGCAGCCUGCCGCACAUCGGCCGCUACCUGAGCCGCUACACGGACUCGCUGGAGACGGGCUGUCUCCAGCUGCCGACCACACUGUCGGAGGCCGUCACCGUCCGAUCCAGUCUGCAGGCGCUCAGUGCCGACGUGGGUAUGGUGUGGCGCGCGCUGUCGCUGCCGCUGCUGGAGCCGCUGACGGCCGGCCGGCAGCAGCGGCUGGCGCGCCUGUGCGCCGCCUGCCUGCUGGCCGCGCUCACCGUGGCCGCCAGCGGCGCCGCCGUGGCCGCGCCCGACGAGGCCGAAACGCACGCGGUCGACGUGCUGGUGCGCGCGCUGGAGGUGACCGAGUGCGUGCAGUCGGUGCUGAGAGCCUCCACACGGUCCGGCGGACACUGUGUGCAGAACCUGCAGCUGAUGGCCGCACUGCUGCUACUGCGCGGAAUCCAGGCCUUCAUGUGCUCUGUCAGCGCCAUGGGAGACAAACCCGAGCGCGGCAAGUCGCCCGUCAAAGGGAAGGAGAACAGAAUCAACCUACUCAAAGUUCAGCAGGGGUUCGGCGUGCUGGCCGUGGCGCUCACCUCGAAGGCGCUGACGCUGCUCUCCAGUCUGUUGGCGGACGUGCGCUCCGAGUCGUCGGUGCUGGGCGGCGAGCCGCUGCCGGCCGGCGGCCCGGCGGCGCUCUCCACGCCGUGCACGGCCGGACAGCGGGCGGCCGCCCUGCUGCAGGCCGCCAACCUGCCCCAGCUGCUCAUCAACGUGGCCGUGGCGGCGUACCGGCGCGCCUGCGGCCUCUGGGGCUCGGACGCGGCCGCCGCCGCCGGCGCCGACACCGGAGAUGUGUUCGGCCUGACCACCGGCCCGGCGUUCACCGCCUCGUUCUACGUGGACGACUCGAGUGGAGACGAGGCCAGCUCCGAUGACGAGGACGACUCGAUCCUGGGCCAGUGGUUCAUGCAGACGCUGUACCCGCCGGGACCGGUGACACCGCCGGCGUCGGCGGCAGCCUCGGAGAACGGCACGGCCGACCGUCCUUCGGGCGGCGGCGAGACCAGCCUGGUGCCCGAGCGCGGCGAGCCGCACGGCUUCAUGUCUCUGGCGUCGAUGGUGCUGCGGCUCAUCAACAGUGACCUGUUGGACGCCGAGUGUGCCGACAUCCGUCAAUACGUGCGCCAGGGCAUCGCCGAACAGCAGGUGACGCUGCUGGCGGCCCUCAUCAGAGACGUCGGAUCAGGGAGUCUGAGCGCGCACGCCAGCGCCGGCAGCAUGCUGACUCUGUGCCAGGAGUUCAGUGCCUCACUGACGCGGCUGACGCACAACCUGCUGGCCACGCGGCUGCUGUCGGCGCCGCUGCAGGAGCUGCUGCUCGCCCAGCUGGGACUGAGUCCGUGGCACCAGGAGGGCGCCGACUGGCCGCUCACCGUCAGCCCCCGGUCACUGGCGGUCCUGGCGCAGGUGCUGCUGCUGAACCAGGAGUCUACGGGGCCGGACCGUCUGAACGGUCGCCAGGCCACCGCCCUGAUCUGGUCGAGCUGUCUCAACACCCUCAGUCGGCGCAUCCUCAGCACGGCAGACGAGUCCGCCGACGACCUGAACGUGGAGCACGCCCAGCUGCUGCUGUUCCUGUUCCACUCGCUGGAGCUGAUGCAGAAGAAGACGGUCCUGCUGCAGUGUGCCGACGUCAUCAUCAAGGUGGCCCCGGCACUGGAAUCGGCCAUGUCCCCUGCCCGGGUGCUCCACCUGGCCCGGCUACUCGUGCUGUUCGAGUACAUGGUGCGCAACCUGUACGACGCUCCCAGCUUCCUCAUCGACCAGGUUCGCAGUAACCUGCUGGGCCGGGUGCCGGGCGCUGAGAAACUCUACAUCCCCUGUAAGGAGAUGGACAGCGGAGCCGCCGGCGGCGGCGGCGGACCGGGCGCCGGGGAGCCGCCCUGCUUCUACAGCCUGACCCACAGUGACAACGGCGGGUCGGACCCGCCGCGGCUCGACGGACUGGCCAGCAGUUUCCUGCUGAGCUCGCCCGAGCUGCUCGACUACGGCGCGUUCCACGCGGCGCUGGUGUCCCUGCUGCGGGCCGGCGGCCAGGCAGACCUGGCCGGCCGCGAGACUCCGCUGUCGGCGGCCGGACGCGCCAACACACACUACUGCUUCAGCGUCGCUUGGCGGCUGUGCACCUCCCUGCCGCCGUCGGAGGCGUUCCUCGAGCAGGUGUGUGCCGGCGCAGAGUCGGCCGGCGCCGAACAGCAGCUGCUGUCGCUGGUCUGGGGACCGCGCGCCGCGCACAAACUCUACGCCAGUACCAUCAAGGACGGCCUGGUGAAGCAGGGUCUGACGGCGCACCGGGCCGACGCGCUCCUGGAGAACGUCGGCCGCCGGGUGGGCGACGUGACGCGGGACGUGGAGCUGGUGCGCCGCACCGCCGGCCGGCUCGACCCGCCGCAGCGGCCCCGGCUUAUCGACGUGCUCACACUGCACGCCGCCAUCGCCAAGACGCAGGUGAGCCUGGACGGCCAGCUGAGCCGGCCGUCGUCGAGCGACUCCAGCGGCCGGGUGAUCGAGCCGGCCACGGCGGCCGCCUCGCAGGCCGAGGACGUGGCCGGGCACCUGCUGCCGGCCGUGAUUGCGCUCAUCGAGUCCGUCUCCGGCUGCAUCAGUGAGAGCCUGCUCGACUGUCUGACGGAGGAGGGCGCCGAGCCGCCGUCGACGGCCACGCGGCGCGCCUACAGCCACCUGCUGAGCGUGGUGUCGCCGCGCGCCGCGCACCAGUUCCCGUUCGCCGACGGGUGCGCCGCGUGUCUGCCGGCCGCGCUGCGCCGCACGCUGGACGACUGGCACGCCGCCGCCGCCGCCGACAUCGUCUUCUCCCAGAACUGGAAGUCUCGGUAUGGCGAGCAGCCUCUGCCGUCGGAGGGCUACAUCGGCUCGGUGGUGGCCGCCCACGUGGCCGGCCUAUCGAGUGUCGCUGCUCCCAGUAUCGGGCUCUCCCUCAAACAUCUGCUGCACUGUCUAGUGCGCGUGGCAGAGGCGCUAUUCACGUGGCGCUCCUCUGACGAGCGGACGCGCGCCGAGCUGUCUCGCGUGCUGCUGCCGCUGGUGCUGGACCUGGGCUGCGAGUCGGCCGCGGCGCACUUUGACGUCGACUCGCUGGUGGGCUCUGCCGACUCGGAGUCGUUCCAGCAGGCCUCCUGUCGGCUGGUCGUGCACCAUGUGUACGCCAUCGUGCGGCUCGUCAGCCAGGACGCCGACAUCAACGAGUCUGUGUGCGAGGAGUGUGUGCGCUGUCUGGAGUCGAUGCUGGAGGUCCCUGCCGGCCGCGCGGCGCUCGCGCAGGCCUACCGGGACGACAACACCUUCCUGAUGACGGUGCUGCUGUCGGCCGCCAGCCAGCGGCUCAGCUUCAACUACGGCAUUCUCGUCCUCAAGUUCUGCGACAAACUCUUCCAGGCCGCCGACAAGUCUGGCGGCGAGCUGCGUGAGCUGUGCGCCUCGCUGGACGGUCUGGCCUCGGUGGCGCCCGAGCGGUUGCAGCUGUGGCUCGGAAAGCUGGUGGUGUCGCUGGCGGACCGCGGUGACGAGUCGUCGGCGGGCCGGAACGAGCGGCUGGAGAGUCAGCAGCUGCUGCAGAGCCUGACCGCCUACCUGGUCAGGGAGGACAGCGCCGUCAGUGAGGACGUGGCGCGCGCCGUGCUGGACGCCCUGACCCGGAUGGGCAGCGAGCUGUUCACGCCGUCGGCGCUGACGGCCGCGCACGGCGGACUCGUCUCGGCCAUGGCCACCCUGGCCUCGGCCGGCUCCGGGCACGGACACGUGGCGCUGUUCGCCGCCUGCGCCGACUGGCUCAAAACCUGCAAGGAGUACCUGUGUCAGAAGGACGUGCUGGAUAAACUGAGUGAGGGCGUCACCUCUGGUCGGCACGCCGACGUGGUCGCCUUCGCCUGCUGCCUGAUGAGCCACCUCAGCAACAUCGUGCUGGCACUCAAGAUGCUGGGCGACCACUGGCGCCACCCGGGCCAGUCGGGCAUGGCCACGCCGCCGCUCGAGGGCGACCAGUCGGCACUGGAGGCCGACACGGAGUGGGCCGACGAGCUGCACGACGACGACAGCGACGCAGACGACUCGGACGAGGACUCGCUGAACAACAAGCUGUGCACGUUCACGGUGACGCAGAAGGAGUACGUGCCGCAGCACUGGUACCACUGCCACACGUGUAGCAUGCUGGACUCGGUCGGAGUCUGCUCCGUCUGUGUCCGCGUCUGCCACAAGGGACACGACGUCACCUACGCCAAGAACGGCAGCUUCUUCUGCGACUGCGGCGCCAAGGAGGACAACAGCUGUCAGGCACUGGUGAAGCGCAGUCGUCAGCAGGAGCCGCUGCCGGCCGGCAGCAGCGGCAGCGGCGCCACCACCGCCGCCGGCUCCUGCCCGUUCGGCGCCGAGACCAUGCUGCCGUCUCUGCUGCGCCGGCGCCACAGCGCGCUCAGCCACGAGCGUACCGACAAGGGCCGCGAGCAGAGCGCGCGCGGCCGCCAGGCGCUCAGCCGCCGACUCGAACCGUUCAAGGAGGCCAUCUACUCGGUGCUGCACCAGUCGGACGUACUGUCCAGCGUGCUGGAGCUGGUGCGGCUGCUGCUGCCGGCGCUGGCGGCCAGCAGUCGGCGUACGGCGCCCAUCGGCGCACACCGGCGCGUGGCGGAGGCGCUGGCCACGCUGCAUACUGCGGAGAAGACGUUCAUAAACACCGACACACUGAUGGUUCCGACCCUGGGCUCCCAGGAAGGGGCGUUCGACAACGUGCGGAUGACCUUUGCUGGAGAGCAGGGCCAGACCAUUCGACAGCUGGUGUCGGCGCAUAUGAUCCGGCGCGUCUCCAUGUGUUGCCUGAGCAGCCCGCACGGAAAGCGCCAGCAUCUCGCCGUCUCGCACGAGAAGGGCAAGCUGGCCGUGCUGCAGCUGUCUGCGCUGCUGAAGCAGGGUGACGCCGCCAAGCGGAAGCUGACGCUGACUCGGCUGGGCUCGGCGCCUGUGCCGUUCACGGUGCUCAGCAUCGCCAGCAACCCGUGCAACGAGGACGUGCUGGCCGUCUGCGGACUCAAGGACUGUCACGUGCUGACGUUCGGCUCUGGCGGCGCGGUGGCCGACCACCUGGUCCUCCAGCCUCAGCUGGAGACGGGCAACUUCAUCAUCAGCGCCCGCUGGCUGCCCGGCUCGCAGACGGCGCUGGCCAUCAUCACGGCCGACUUCGUCAAGCUGUACGACCUGGGCGCAGACGUGCUCAGCCCACACCACUUCUUCCUGCUGCCCAGCGGCAAGAUCCGCGACGCCUGCGUCGCCAACAUGCAGGACGGCUCUCGUCACGUCAUCAUCAUGUCGUCGACGGGCCUCAUCUACACUGUGGAGAUCAACGAGGAGAGCUCGGCACAGCACGGACCCUUCUACGUCACCAACAUCCUCGACCUCAAACACCCCGAGAUCAAGUGGUCCAACGGCCAGAUCUGCGGCGGCGGCGUGGCCAUCUACUACUCGCACGUGCUGCAGCUGCUCUUCUUCAGCUACACCCAGGGCAAGAGCUUCCUGGCGCCGCUGACUGCCGUCGGCACAGAGCUGGACAACCUGACGCAGAUCCAGCUGAAGCCGUCUGGGUCCGGGAAGCCCAACUCCCAGCCGCUCUGUCAGUGGAGCGAGGUGAUUGGCCACCCGGGCCUGGUGUGUUCCGUGACGCAGAGCAGCAACAACCCCGUCAUCCUGAUGGUGAAACCCGACUCGGUCUCCGUCCAGGAGAUCCGUAUUGUGCCCUCCAAGUCUAAGAUCACCGAUAUGGUGGUGAUCCGCCACCCGGCGGCCGGCGGAGAGCGCCGCACCACGCUGAUCGUGCUGUGCGAGGACGGCAGUCUGCGCAUCUACAUGGCCUCACCGGAGCGCACCGGCUUCUGGCUCAGCUCCUCUCUGAACCCGACCAGCGUCAUGGCCUCGCUGCGGCCGCCGCGCAAGAAGAAGGCGCCCAAGCCGAGCCGCACGGUGGGCGCCGUCCAGUUUCCGCCGGACUUUUUCGAGAGCUGCCAGCCCAUGUCGGACGUGGAGUACGGCGGUAACGACGUGCUCCAGGUGUACAACACGCAGCAGGUCAAGCAGCGACUCGCCAUGGCCGGCAUGUACAUCGCCUCCACCAAGCCGGCCGGCUUCAGCAUGGAGAUUUCCAACAGCGACUCGUCGAUGGUGAUGUGCGGCCUGCAGAUCCAGGUGGGCUCGCAGGACCCGCAGCGCGCGCCCAGCUGUGUGGAGCUGCUGGGCCGCAGUGUGCCGCUGCACUGCUCGCGCGCGCGCUGGUUCGACGUGCCGCUGACGCGCGAGGAGUCGCUGCAGGCCGACCGGCGACUGACGCUCACCUUCCGACCGACGGCCGACACCUCAGGCGUCACCAUGGUCGACUCCAUCAAGGUCUACGGCAAGACCAAGGAGAACUUCGACUGGCCCGAGGACAGUGACGAGUACAUGUCGUCUCCGUCUGCGUCCGGCACCAGUCUGACGCCGGGCGGCGAGGGAGAGGGCGGCGCGGCGGCCGCGGCCGUGCCGCUGACGCCGCUCGACAAACUGGUGAGCAGCGCGCUGGAGACGCUGGAGGGCUGCGUGGUGGCGGCGCCCGAGUCGGACCCGCAGCGCGCCGCCGCGCUGGAGCUGUGCACCGCGCUGGGCCAGCUGGAGGCACCGCCGGCCGCGCCCGUGCUGACGCAGGCCGACAGUCUGCUGGCGGCGCUGCACACCUCGCGGCCGGCCUACUGCAGCCACAAGGACCAGGCGCGGCUGGCGCACGCCUGGAAGAUGCUGCGCCGCAUGGAGGCCACGCCGUCGGCGCGCGACCUCGACUCGGAGCUGUACCACCACCUGGUGGUGACCUCGCGAAACAUCGCCAUCUGCCGGCCGGCCAACCUCGUCAAGUACACGGCCGUCAAACCAGAAGCAGACAAGCCCGAGAGCGGUGGCAGCAGUACCGACUUCAUUUCGCUGAUGAUGGCGCUGUUCUGGCGACUCCACGACGCCCAGCCAGAGAACCCGCUGACGGCGCCCGUCUGUGUUCCCGGUCUGACGCAUCCGGAGACGUGCGUGUACGCGCUCUCGGACGUGCUGUACGCGUUCCUCACCACGGAGCCGGAGACGGCUGCCGUUCUGACGUCCGUCAUCUCCAGACUGCUGCUCUCCGACGAUCUAGCUGUCAGUUUCGCGGCCAAACAGGGCCUGAUCCGCGUGCUGCGGCCCAAACAGCGCCGGCGCCGGGUCUUCAUCCCGUCGCCGCCGCGCUGCUCCACACCAGGCGCGGCCGCGGCGUCCACCCCUCCGGAGCGGCCGUCCGGCUCAGGCGGCACGGGUACCGCCCGGGCGGGGGCGGCCGGUCCGCCGCCAGCGGCGCCCGCUGAGUCUCCCGCCGCCGUGCUAGUGGACGAGGCCGGAGAGCCGGGUGACGAUGACGACGAUGAGCUGGAGUCUGACGGUCUGGACGUGGAGUCGCUGCUGGCGCAGGCGCAGGGCCUGCCGCCGCUGCUCGACCUGCCGCCGGACGCCGACGACGAGACCAUGGUCGAGCUGGCCAUCGCGCUCAGCCUGCAGGACCAGGAUGGCACGCCGGCGGCGCUGCAGAAUCUCCGCCAGCAGCUGCAGGGUCUGGUCGGCCUGGACGCGCUGCAGAACCUCGGCGGGCAGCCGCUGCAGAACCUGCUGGGCGCGGCCGGUGGCGCGGAGGCCGGUCCGUCGGGCGCGCCGGCCGAGGGCCACUACUCGGACACCACAGCCUCGGCUCCGGCCUCUGACGACGAGGGCUCGACGGCGGCCACCGACGGAUCCACGCUGCGCACGUCGCCCGCCGAACAGGCGGGCAGCGGCGGCUCGGAGAGUGGUGCCAGCGUGGUGGACAGUAUCGCCGGCGAACACAUGUCAGGACGCAGCUCCACCUACGGAGACGGAGCACACGAGUCGGCCGCCGGCGCGCGCAGCGAGACCAGCUCCGUCGGCGUGCCGGGGCACUACCAGCCGGCGGAGGCCGACGAGCCGGAGACGGACACCAGCGCGCGGCUACACGCGCUGCGCCUGAGUCUGACGGAGCGGCUGCUGGAGUGGCUGCCGCAGGUGCGCCGGGUGGGCGGUGUGCGCGCCAUCCCCUACCUGCAGGUGCUGCUGAUGCUGGCCUCCGACCUGGACGGCUCUGAGGAGCGCGACCGCGCCUGUCUGGACGGCCUGCUGCGCGCCCUGGUCUCCCAGCUGCACACUGAGCCGGCCGCUGACGCGCCGCCGCCGCACGAGCGCAGCACCGACGCCGAGAUCCGACUCAUCACUAUGAGGAUGCUGAGCGUGCUGAUGUCCCGUCCGAAGCAGGUCGGCCGCCACGGCGGCGACUGCUGGGCGUUCACCGCCACCGCCACGGCCGCCGCUCUGCUGCAGGCCGACAUGAUGACACACUGCCUCUCCACGCUGAAGGCGCUGCUCGCCUUCUGGAAAACAAGUGACAAGGAGGAGAGCGGCACAGUGGUGGGCGGGAAGCUGCUCCGGCAGCAUCCGGUCACCUCUACACCGGACAUGUCGCCCUUCUUCCUCAAGGAAUACGUCAAGCGCUACUCGUCGGACGUGUUCGUCACGUUCUCCCAACUGCUGACCGAGAUGGUGCUGCGCCUGCCGUACCAGGUGAAGAAGGUGCUCAGCGCUGUGCCAGGGUCCAACGUUGUACUCUUCGGCGAGGAGUGGCGUCAGACUCUGUGCGAGUACAUGAUGGCGCCUCUGACGCCGUUUGUGAGGCGCCAGGUCCGUAAACUGCUGCUCUACAUCUGCGGCAACAAGGACACGUACCGCCAGCUGCGUGACCUGCACGCGCUCGACGCCCACAUCAAGGCGGUACAGACGCUGUGCGGGGACGGCAGCGGCGGCUCGGAGCCGGACGCGCCGCUCCUCUGUCUGACGUACGACUCGCUGAUCGAGCUGGUGGAGCACCUGAAGGCGUGCCAGGAGAUCGCCACCACGCGCACCGUGAACUGGCAGCGUUUCUGCGCCGGCCGCUCGGCCGUGCUGCCGUUCCUGCUGCGCGCCAGCUACCAGCUGGACGAGGGCGUGGCGCCCAUCAUCCUGCAGCUGCUGCAGCUGGCUGUGGCCUCCCCGGCCGCCCCCGCCGCCGGCUCCGGCUCCAGCGCCAAACACUCGGCCCAGGCGGCUGAGAGCGAGGGCUCCUCACUGAGCCGUCAGCUGACGCGGCAGCUGAUGGGCGCCGGUCCGCUGCCGGCCGGCACGGCCCGCUUCGUGCGCACCUUCCUUCUGGAGAGUAACGCCACGGCCAUCCGCUGGCAGGCACACGCGCUGGUGCUCAGCAUUUACCGGAACGCGCCGCCGGCCGACCGCGAGUCGCUGGUGGAGCUGCUCUGGAAACUGUGGCCGCUGCUGCCCUCCUACGGACGAAAGGCCGCUCAGUUUGUCGACCUGCUCGGCUACAUGUCGCUCAAGACCACCGAGGCUGAAGACAAGGUGUCCGCCUACAUGGAGCACGCCAUGGAGAUGCUGCGCACGCAGAACCAGCAGCUGGCCAACCACGCCAACGGCCAGUUGUACGCCGGCCUGGCGGCGCUGGUAGAGUUCGACGGCUACUACCUCGAGUCGGAGCCCUGCCUGGUGUGCAACAACCCCGAGGUGCCCUACUCGCAGCUCAAACUCUCCAACGUCAAGGUGGACUCUCGCUACACGACCACCACGCAGCUGGUGAAGCUGGUCGGCAGCCACACCAUCAGCCGCAUCUUCCUGCGCAUCGGCGACCUGAAGCGCUCCAAGAUGGUCCGCACCGUCAACGUCUACUACAACAACCGCACCGUCCAGUCGGUGGUCGAGCUCAAAAACCGGCCCGCCAUGUGGCACAAGGCCAAGAAGGUGUCGCUCACCAGCGGCCAGACGGACGUCAAGCUCGACUUCCCGCUGCCCAUCGUCGCCUGCAACCUCAUGAUCGAGUACGCCGACUUCUACGAGAACAUGCAGGCCUCGUCCGAGACGCUGCAGUGCCCGCGCUGCAGUGCCUCCGUGCCGGCCCACCCGGGUGUCUGUGGUAACUGCGGCGAGAACGUGUUCCAGUGCCACAAGUGCAGGGCCAUCAACUACGACGAGAAGGACCCGUUCCUGUGUAACGCCUGCGGUUUCUGCAAGUACGCCAAGUUCGAGUACACGCUGACGGCCAAACCGUGCUGCGCCGUGGACCCGAUUGAGAGCGAGGAGGACAGAAAGAAGGCCGUCACAAACAUCAACGGACUCCUGGAGCGUGCCGACAAGAUCUACAAGAAACUCAUGUCCUACAAACCUACACUGGAGGCGCUGCUGGCCUGGGUCAGUGACCACGGCGGAGAGGUGUCGGCGGCGGCGGCGGCGGUGGCUACCGACCUGGCCGCCGGCACCGCCGGAUCGCACGUCAGCCGACCCAUUCAGCAGCUGGCGCACAAGUACUGCAGCGACUGCCGACGCGACUUUGACGACCUCAGCAAGGUGAUACAGAAGGUGCUGGCCUCGCGGCGCGAGCUGCUGCGCUACGACCGGCAGGCGCACGACGGCGCCGGCACCGCGGCCGCCUCGGCUCCCGCCUUCUGCCAGGAGACCACCAGCCACGGUCGCUGUUACGGCUGCAGCAGUGCCUCUGCCGAGUGCUGCGUGACGCUGCUGCGCGCGCUGGCCACCAACCCACGGCUGCGUGUCACCCUCUGCAGCUACGGCCUGAUCCCACAGCUGCUGGAGCACAACCUGCGCCGCGGCACGCCCCAGAGCCGUGACGAGGUGUGCCAGCUCCUCUGUUUGCUCACCAAAGACAACCUGGCGGCCACGCUCGAGCUCAACGAGCUGAUCUCGGGCCGCGUGCGGCUGGCGCUCUCCAGCGGCAUGAGCUCGGCAGGCGUGGCGGCCGCCGUGCGACACGAGAUGGCUCUGCUGGCCGCCGCCGUACGCAAGGAGGACUCGUGCUGGGAGCACCGGCUCAGGUGCGUGGUGCGCAUCUUCAUAAUGGCCGGCAAGGAGCACAAGAACCCGGUGGUGAUCGAGUCUGUGACGCUGCCCUGCCUGAAGAUCCUGCAGGGCGUCAUGCAGCCGCCGGCCGACGCGGAGGCCGCGGGGACGUCCACCGGCGGGUCAGCGGCGGCCGGCGGGUCGGGGACCGCGGCCGCCGCGCCCGCACCCAGCACAUCGGCGGCCGGGGUACCCGGGCCGUCCAAGCCGGCACCCAGCUCGGUGACGGCCGGCGACCAGCCAGAGGUGCAUCUGAGCGCCUCACGCUGGCUCCAGCAGGCCCCGCAGCACUCAUUCGAGGCAUGGAGGUCACGCAAGGCCAAACGCGGCCGAGAGCCGGCAAAGGGAGCCUCGCGGUCGGAGGUGCGCGCCCUGUUCCUGAUGGAGAAGUACGGCCGCCGGUGGCGCCAGCGCACCACCCAGUCGGCCAUCUCCGUCACCUUCCUCGACACCUCGUGGCUGCGCCGCGUGCUGUUCAGUCCGAGCUCGCGGCUGGCGCGCCGCGUGGCAGCAGACAUGGUGGAGACACUGGCCAGCGAGCCGGCCAGAAAACGACAGAUCCUGGACAUGUUGACGUCAUACCUGAGUGACGUCAGUGACGCGGGCGAGACGGCUGCCGAGUUUAUCGACCUCUACCAGAAGCUGAUCGCGGCCAACCACUGGAAGUACUACCUGACUACAAAGGGCAUCCUGGGCCUGCUGGCCGAGCUGAUCACCAAGGAGAUCGACAACCUCAACCAGCUGGAGGAGACGACGCUCAACAGCGACCUCUCGCAGGGGUACGCGCUGAAGGAGCUGACGGAGCUGCUGAUCUCCUUCCUGGAGCUGGAGUCGGUGCGCAGCCGGCACAAGGCGCCGCUGCUGGCCACCGUGCUGCACGGCUACCUGUCGCUGCGGCGGCUCGUCAUCCAGCGCACCAAACUGGUGGACGAGACCCAGGAGCGGCUGCUCAUGCUGCUGGAGGACAUCACGUCGGGCACCGAGGCUGAGACGCGCCAGUUCAUGGCCAUCUGUGUGGAGACAGUGGCCAAGUACGGCCGCUCGGACGUGCGCACACCCGUCUUCAUCUUCGAGCGGCUGUGUUCCAUCAUCGAGCCGGAGCUGAACGAGCUGGGACCGUUCCUACUCAGCCUCGAGAAGGACCCGCAGCAGGAGGACUUUUUGCAGGGCCGGAUGGUGGGCAACCCGUACCCUUCAACGGACCCGGGCAUGGGCCCGCUGAUGCGAGACGUCAAGAACCGCAUCUGCCGCGACUGUGAGCUGGUGGCCCUGCUCGAAGACGACACGGGCAUGGAGCUGCUCGUCAACAACAAAAUCAUCUCGCUCGACCUGCCCGUCAAAGAGGUGUACCGCAAGGUGUGGCUGCCGUCGGCCAGCAGCGACACGGAGCCGAUGCGUAUCGUGUACCGGAUGCGCGGCCUGCUCGGCGACGCUACUGAGGAAUUUAUCGAGUCGCUGGAGACCAAGACGGACACGGACCGGGACGACGAGGAGACGUACCGCAUGGCCAAUGUCAUGAGCGACUGCGGCGGCCUGCAGGAGCUGCUCCGGCGGAUGGAGUACAUCGAGGACCUGCAGCGCUCGCGGCCGCUGCUGACCGUCCUACUGCGGCUGACCGGGCUCUGUAUCAAGACGCGUCAGAACCGGGCGGCGCUGACGCGUCCCGAGCUGCGCGCCGUGGCCGUGAUGCUGCGACUGCUGGCGCUGUGUCUGAAGGCGGACCCGGAGCUGGUGGCUGGGCCGCCGGGCGGUCCCACCGUCACCCAGCAGCUGCUGCAGAUAAUGGCCGUGGUGCUGGCCGAGGCCACCUCGCUGGACCUGGACGAGUACCGGCGGUUCGCCUCCACCUGCGGCUCCGUGGAACAGAUCCGACUGCUGCUGUCGCACGUGCACAUGGCACAGAGUAAGGGCGCCGGCGCACUGCUGCAGCAGCUGAUGCGCGUGCUGCCCUUCCUGACGUUCGGCUCCGAGGAGAAGAUGCGCCUGCUGAUCGACCACUUCCAGCCGGUGCUCGACUUUGACGAGUUUGACGCCAGCCAGCCGGCCGAGUCGGCCGCGCUGCUCGAGUCGCUCUGCGCACUCACCGCCGGCAUCGAGACCAACUGCAUGGGCAACCAGCUCAAGGACAUGUUUGUGGCCGCCGGCGUGGUGGAGCGCGCGCUCACCUACCUGCGACAGCACGCGCCGCCGGGCAAAAAGGCGCUGCUUAACACCAACGACGAGCAGUGGAAGAGCUUCCUGUCGCGGCCGGCGCUGAGCUACGCGCUGCGCAUCCUGGCCGGCCUGGCGACCAAACACGAGCCGACGCAGCUGGCCGUGGCCGCCGAGAGCAUCCCGAUCAUCCACCGUCUGGAGCAGGUGUCGUCGGACCAGCACGUCGGCUCUCUGGCCGAGAACCUGCUGGAGGCGCUGCGCACCAACCGGCAGGUCGCCACCAAGAUCGAGCAGGUUCGCAAGCAGACGCGCCAGGAGAAGAAGCGGAUGGCCAUGGCGAUGCGGAAGCACCAGCUGGACGCCCUGGGGAUGCGCGCCAACGACAAGGGCCAGGUGGCCAUCAAGUCGUCGGUGCUGCGGCAGCUGGACGACAUCAGUGACGAGCAGGGCCUGACGUGCGUCAUAUGCCGCGAGGGCUACCGCUUCCAGCCCACCAAGGUGCUCGGCAUCUACACGUUCACCAAGCGCUGUCCGCUCGACGACGCCGAGCCCAAGCAGCGCAAGACGAUGGGCUACUCGACGGUGACGCACUUCAACCUGGUGCACGUGGACUGCCACAUGGCGGCCGUGCGGCUGGCGCGCGCGCGCGACGAGUGGGAGUCGGCCGCGCUGCAGAACGCCAACACCCGCUGCAACGGCCUGCUGCCGCUCUGGGGGCCGCAGGUGGCCGAGUCGGCGUUCGCGCACUGCCUGGCGCGCCACAACACUUAUCUGCAGGAGAGCACCGGCCACCGGGACGUGGGCUACCAGACCACGGUGCACGACCUGAAGCUGCUGCUGCUGCGCUUCGCCCAGGAGCGCAGCUUCAGCGACGACUCUGGCGGCGGCGGGCCGCAGAGCAACAUCUACAUCGUGCCGCACCUGAUGCACAUGGCGCUCUACGUCAUCAACAGCACGCGCAUCGGCCAGCGCGAGCUCAAGAACGUGACCACCCAGCUGGGCGCCGCCUCGGACCGCUGGGUGGAGACCAGCUUCGAGCCGGACGGGCCGCUCUUCUGGAUGGCCAUGGCGCCGCUGGUGCUGGCGCCCGACGGCUGGCGUCAGCUGCGGCUGCGCUGCCUGGCGCGCCUGCUGGUGCUGGCGCAGGCGCGCCACACGCGGCCCGGCGGCGGCCGCGCGCUGACCGAGCGCCAGCCGCUGCCGUGGGCCGUCUACCGACCGUGGGCCAUCUUCUGGGGCCUGGUGGACGGCCUGUACACGAUGGUGCUGUCGCGCGCGGCGCCGGAGGCCGGCGGCGCCGACUGGUGCGCCGCGCUGGCCGAGUACAUCCGCCACCACGACCAGGCGCUGCUGGAGGCCUGCGACCGGCUGCUGCGCCGCUACCAGCAGGAGCUGCUGCCGGCCGCCUCGCUGGCAGAGAUGCUCGACGUGCUGGGCGUGCUGGCUGAGGCCGGUGACCCGGACACGUUCCUGCGCGAGGCGCUGCAGCAGGUGCCCUGAGCGCCGCUGCCGCCGCCGACACGUGCCCGCCCGCCCCGCAGACACACCGGAUUGUUAGCUCGCGCCCGCAGGUGCCCACGGCCGCCCGGCAGCGCCGCGCGCCGACACGCUUAGUUUUGGUCGCUUCAUAGGGAUGUUUGCUUUCCGAAGUCAUGAUGAGUAACGGUUUGUUGUGAUCAACACGCUGAGAGGGGGUUGUUUUAUUUCGUUUCGGCUGUUCUCUAACUGGUGCAGGUGAAUCUGCCGUGGAUUGUUUAGCUGAUGUAUAACCGAUUGCCUAUGGUAUGCUUCUGCCAAUAAAUAUUCACACUAGUCCCAA
Messenger RNA from Amphibalanus amphitrite, 15840 nucleotides. RefSeq names its product E3 ubiquitin-protein ligase UBR4-like. The transcript is spliced from 72 exons. Bases 201 to 15521 code for a protein of 5106 amino acids. The record is from RefSeq and is a predicted model, not a curated record. NCBI's taxonomy places the organism in Eukaryota, Metazoa, Arthropoda, Thecostraca, Balanomorpha, Balanidae. Gene Ontology annotation, molecular function: protein binding; zinc ion binding.